Messenger RNA from Rhopalosiphum padi (bird cherry-oat aphid), 333 nucleotides. Its product is annotated as 52 kDa repressor of the inhibitor of the protein kinase-like. The record is from RefSeq and is a predicted model, not a curated record. Bases 1 to 333 code for a protein of 110 amino acids. NCBI's taxonomy places the organism in Eukaryota, Metazoa, Arthropoda, Insecta, Hemiptera, Aphididae. Gene Ontology annotation, molecular function: protein dimerization activity. The transcript has a single exon.
AUGGAAGUACUGCCAACAGAAAUUCAACAUUGGAAAAGAAAAUGGUCUAACAAACGAGAAAAAGACCAACCAAAUUCAGCCAUUGAAGCAUAUAUUAAAUGUAAUUAUGAUUAUUUUCCAAACAUAUCUUUUCUUUUGAAGCUAUUAGCCACAUUACCAGUUUCGACUUCUACGCCAGAAUGUACAUUUUCAACCAUGAAAAGAUUAAAAUACUAUUUACGUAACUCAUCAGGCCAAGAACGACUUACAGGUUUAGCUCUUUUGAGUGUUCAUAGGCAAAUUCAUAUCGAUCCGGCCGAAAUUAAUGAUCGUUUCGCCAAAGAAAAAAAUUGA